Molecule: messenger RNA, 1864 nt
Organism: Physella acuta
Lineage: Eukaryota; Metazoa; Mollusca; Gastropoda; Physidae
Product: UDP-N-acetylglucosamine transporter-like
Biological process (GO): pyrimidine nucleotide-sugar transmembrane transport
Cellular component (GO): Golgi membrane
Molecular function (GO): pyrimidine nucleotide-sugar transmembrane transporter activity
Source: RefSeq, a predicted model, not a curated record
UUUAACCUCAGAUGCCAUCUUGAAUAGAUAAAGCCCAUUUGUUUACUGGCUAAACAGCAAGACGACUUUUUGUACACUGGGAACCACCCGGAUGUUUUGAUGUGACGAGACUUCGUAUUUUGAUUGCUGCGGCACACGAUUACUUCCCUUGGUGAACAUGAACUCUGAUCAAGUGAGCGGAAAAACCCGAGUGAGCGGAAACACCCGAAUACACCGAGACAGCGGAAAUACCCGAGUAAGCAGAAAUACCCGAGUGAACGAAAACACCCGAAUACACCGAGUGAGCGGAAAUACCCGAGUGAGCGAAGAGAGCUGACACCGCAGCAAUGGGCGCUGGUGAGAAAUUUAUUGGGUAUACAUUUCGCCCUGAUGACGCGUCGCUGCCCAGCUCGUUAAGAUAUGGGUCAGUGUCCCACACGGCCUUGAACUUGUUCAGUCUGAGGAAGUCCAUGCCGAACGGAUUAAUCAGGAAUGGAAGAAGCUUGCAGACGUGCCUGUGUCACAUGACCAGCAUUGGUUACCUCAGAGUUUUAUUCUGGUCUUCACUGAGGAAAAUCUACACGAUGGAACGUCCCAAGCUAUACAGUCUGGUUGCUAUGGUGAUCCAGUCUUCCCUUUUGGCCUUAACCAUGAGGUACUCGAGAACUGAGCAGAUCGAUGGUGUCAGAUAUGUGACAUCUACAGCAGUGCUUAUGUCAGAAGGCAUCAAAGUUAUCAUCUGCCUCCUUAUCAUGGCUUUCACUGCAAGGAAGACACUGUUAAGUCAGCUAUCCAGUAUUAUGAAUACUCGUGAUGUCAUCAAAUCCUGUGUACCUGCCAUUUUGUACACAAUACAAAACAAUUUACAGUUUGUUGCAAUGAGUUAUUUAGAUGCUGCUACUUUUCAAGUGACCUACCAGUUGAAGAUACUGACCACUGCCGUCUUCUCAGUUUGUUUCCUCAGACGUCAGCUCGAUGUCAUACACUGGUCAGCGUUGAUUUUAUUGACAGCUGGAGUAGCCAUUGUCCAAUUCCCCAGAUCCAUUGACUGCCCUAACAGUGACGGUCAGUGUGAGAGUGGCCGAGGGGAGGUGAAGAAUGUUCUGGUUGGUGGCGCCUCUGUGUUGGUCAUGUGUGUCAGUUCUGGAUUUGCUGGGGUCUACACGGAGAAGAUUCUCAAGUCCACCAGUGGUGCUGAGGGCAUGUGGGCCAAGAAUGUUCAGCUAGCAUUUAUCAGCACCGUGUUUAGUUUCUUUUAUGUGUACAUCAAUGAUGGGAAGGCUGUGAUGUUGUCAGGUUUCUUUCAAGGCUAUGAUUCAAUCACAUGGAUUGUUAUAGUGCAGCAGGCUGUGUUAGGUCUUGUGAUCUCACUUGUGAUGAAAUUUGCUGAUAAUAUUCUCAAAGGUUUUGCUUCAUCCAUAGCCAUCUUGAUAACUACUGUAGUUUCCUCCCUUCUUCUACAUGAUCUGCAGUUAACAUGUUCUUUCCUGAUUGGUGCAACUGUUGUGAUGGGGUCAGCUCUACUUUACAGCGUUGAUAGAAGUGUAGAUCACAUGUCUUCAGAAACUAUCAUUUGAUCUAAUUAUUACAAUAACUCUACUCAUGUAGAUCACUUGUCUUCAGAGACUAGCAUUUGAUCUAAAGAUUACAAUAACCCAACUCAUGUGAAUCACUUGUCUUCAGAAACUUUCAUUUGAUCUAAUGAUUACAAUAACUCUUCUCAUGUAGAUCACUUGUCUACAGAAACUUUCAUCUGAUCUAAAGAUUACAAUAACUCUUCUCAUGUAGAUCACUUGUCUUAGUGGCGGCAGUAGUACAGAAGAAAGUACUUUAAAACAAAGUUGAAAGUGGUUUCACAGUUCUCAACCCAACUCUGCAUACAGAA